Haliotis rubra (blacklip abalone) is the source of this 2849-nucleotide messenger RNA. RefSeq names its product tetraspanin-7-like. The record is from RefSeq and is a predicted model, not a curated record. NCBI's taxonomy places the organism in Eukaryota, Metazoa, Mollusca, Gastropoda, Lepetellida, Haliotidae. Gene Ontology annotation, cellular component: membrane. The transcript has 7 exons. The coding region runs from base 89 to 862 and encodes 257 amino acids.
CUUAAUCACCUGACAUCCUGUCUGCAACAGCACAAGACGGCGAAAUACUUUGACAGCUACGAGAAAACAGUCCGCCAACAAAAUCACCAUGACGAAAGGGCAGUACCAAUCGUCGCUAUCUACAGCACCAAUUGUGACAUGCAUGAAGACACUUUUGAUGGUGUUUAAUUUCAUCUUCUGGGUAACUGGCAUCGUUAUCCUGGCUAUUGGGAUAUGGACAAAGGUUGAUCUGUACAAGUACCUGGAACUGUCUUCUAUAUACCAGCCAGAGGCACCCUAUGUCCUGAUUGGGGUCGGGGCAGUCAUCGUCCUGGUUGGCUCCCUUGGGUGCUGCUGCACGGUCAAAGGAAACUCCUUCCUUCUGUAUAUGUAUUGUGGGUUUCUGUUCAUCGUUUUCAUCGUUGAACUCAGCGCAGGCAUUGCACUCCUCGUGUACAGAAACAAGCUCGAGAAGGGCUUCAAAGAAGGUCUAGGCAGCGCUAAGGAUAAGUACGGCAAGUCUGGAGAAGAUGAGAUCACUGAUGCCUUCAAUGACCUGCAGAAGACUUUGCACUGCUGUGGAAUUGACAACUACGAGGACUGGUAUAAAACCCCUUGGGAGCUGAAACAGAACACGACAAAGACAGUACCACUGUCCUGCUGCAAGAACCCAUCCUCGUGCAAAAACACAGAGCUCGGUGCUAACCCCACUGAUAUCUACAAGCAGGGCUGCCACCGGCUAGUCGUGGACUUCAUCAACGAUCACAUCGGACCCAUUGGUGGCGUUGCUCUUGGAAUAUCUUUCUUCCAGGUUCUGGGAGCUGUGCUGGCCUGCUGUCUUGCCAAGUCCAUCAACAAGGCUAAAUAUGAACAAGUUGCUUAAACACGUCCCACAACAGCGAGAAUCGAAUACAACAUGAAAUUAUCAAGGAGGGGACACAUCUGAACAUUAAAUGUCAACAUGUUUACAUGUCCUCAAUAUUUAGACUGAUGUACUGUUUCAUUUGAGCUUAUUCCUGAAACGAAAAAAAAUACACAAAUUGUAUACUUCAAUGUUAGCCAUAUAAUCAUCAUUGUCAGUAAAUCAAGAUUUUUUCGGCUGUUUACAGCAAUAUUUUGGACAGUUUUCUAAUGUUAUUUGUUCUGGCUUGCUGAAGUUCAAUCUUUGUAUCAUAACAGAAAUAAUGCAUUAAGAAAUAUAUGCAUAAAACUUUCUUGUGAUAGUCAUAUUUCUACAGACACUGUUAAAAACUUGGUGGACCAAGGUCUGAAUGACAAAUUCCUCAGUUCUGUACACUACCGAGUAAUAUGUCCAUGUUUUCUGUUAUCAAAUUCAGGUGGCAUACAUCAAACUUUUUUCCUCAUUAAAGGUCACAAUCAAAGAUAUCCUCACAUCAAGACCUCGAUCAUGGAAACAAGAAUGUUAUCUUUGAGACUUAGUGCUAAGGGACAUAACUCUGUCUCAUCCUAGGGAAAGGAUGGAAACUAUGUACUUAAACCUUAGGUGACAGUUUCAUUUGUGUUUCAGUGGACAGAACAAUUUCAGUGACGGAUUAUUUUGGCCGUAAUGUCAAGAUGCAGGAGCACGUAAAAAAAUUUCAAAUGUGUUUUCGGAUGAUUUGAGAUUAAUAACUUCUUAGCAUUGCAAUUAGAAGUUGGUGUGAUGAACAAUGAGGAAACUUCUAUGGAUAUGCAACUUCCUUAUAAUUUGAGCGACAUUUUGGUGUAGCUGGUAACACUUGCUUGAUAACAGUCUUAGCAGGUCCACCGAAACAUCACUUGUUUAUUCACAGAACUUUCCUUGUUGACAUAAAUACACAGACGAAGUUGAAUGUGCAGUCAUCAAGCUAGGAAUUAAGAAUUGUUACAAAUAAGACUAGUUUUCUAUUCCGUCAUUGAAUGAGAAUAUUAUCAAACAAAUGUCCAAGAUGGCAUCUUUUCAAUUAAAAAUUGUCUGAAUUUUGUUGCAAGAUGAGAUAAGGUUCUUUAUAAAGCAAAAGUCAUAAGUAUUUUAACAGCAGCUUUCACUGAUGUGUGUCGUUUGUAGUGUAUAACAUUAUAAAGAAUGAAGGGGUCUUGUUUGAUGGUUUAUAUACCAGGUACAACAUCAACAUGUUAUCAAUAUAUACUGAAAAUAUAAGUUUGGGAUCAUGAAUAUGUUUUAUCCCUAAAUUAUUUUGUUCAGUAUAUAUGUAACUAACCUAUAAAAUUUCAAGACAAAACAAAUACAAGCAAUCAACUUGUUUUUUAAAUAUUUCUUGUAGAUUUAAGAAAGUAAAUUUUAUCUCUAACAUCUUAAAAUCUAGAUUUAUCCAAUUUUGUAGUGCAGUAUAUGUGUUGGUUUUGAUAGAUAGCUGUUAUCCAUAUAUAAUCAAAUUUAUUAUCUACAUUUUUUACAAGAAUGUUUAUUAUGAGAUGUGUAAUGAAUGUCCAACAUUCCAUUUUGAAGCCAGUGUUUUGGAGGUACCUCAUGCUGGGUAGUAUAUCUCAAUGUACAUCCCUGUGAGCUUUGAGCUGGUAGUGCUGUUUGUUCUGUGCCUUGAACAUGACCCAUCCGUCAAUGCUAUGUGGGAGCUGCCUUGCCCCCUCCCCCUUCUUGGGUCCACCCAUACUGCUGGCCCCAACCAUUUCUUGGCUCCACCCAUGCUGUUAGCCCCAACCCUUUCUUGGCUCCACGAAUACUAUUGGCCCCAACCCUUUCUUGGCUCUGCCCAUACUGUUGGCCCCAACCCUUUGUCUUGCCAACUGAGUCCCUGUCAUGCUCAGCCAUUCUCUUUCUUGCUCAUGUCCAAGCACUUCCUUAAGUCCACCUAUUUACCUGUAUAAUGUACACCCACUCAUAAUGCCACACAGUCAUUACUUUAGAGAAA